AACCAGCCCCUCCCCUUCUUUUAUCUGACAAUUAAAAAUGGAGACAUUGAUACAGCAGCAACUGGACGAGCUAGAGCUGCUCCAGUCCAUGUAUUCCUCCCCUGGAGAGUUUCACAUAGAAGACCAGGGCUCGUAUGAGCAGACUCUGGCCUACUGCAAGCAGUUGGUGCCACAGCCUGCACAAAGCUUGAGCUUCAAGUUAGUCAUUGUAAUCGAUGCUGAUGAUGGUGAUGAUGAGGACAGCCUCCAGGGAGCUACUGCCAACUGCACUGCAGUGUACCCACUGGAGAUUGCUGUCAGACUAGGUAAUAGCUACCCCGACGUUCUGCCCAAUGUAUACCUGUCAUCAAAGGACCUACAUCGAACCAACCAAGACCAAUUGAACUCUGACCUCCACUGCUACAUGAAUGCAAUACCUCUAACAGAACCGUGUCUACUGACUAUUGUGGAAUGGAUCAGAGACAAUUCUGCCACUUACUUCCCGGUUCCCAUUUCCCAUUCCAUCAGUACCCCAGAUUCCAAAUCCGACCAAUCACAAUCGGACAAUUUCUGUCGUCUGUGGCUGUACAUGCAUCAUAUUUACAGUAAAACAAAACGAAGAAAUAUUCUUUCAUCUGCCCACGACUUGGACCUCACUGGGUUCUGUUUACCCGGGAAACCUGGUGUCGUGUGUGUGGAGGGUUCAGAGCGCAACACUAGAGAAUUCUAUUCCAUUCUGAGGCGGUGGAAUUGGAAAUCUAUCACUUGUCGAAGGAGAGAAGAGAUUGAGUCAUGUGAUAUUGGAAGCUGUCGGAAAGUGUGUGGAUUUCAAGAGUUGGUUCUUGAGGUUCAAGGAACUCAUUUAAACUUGGGACAGUUUCUAGAAUACCUUAAGCAGCGUAAACUGGAGUAUAUGUUCAAGGAAUUAUUUGGUGUUGAUGGACAGCAUUGA
Halichondria panicea is the source of this 931-nucleotide messenger RNA. RefSeq names its product RWD domain-containing protein 2A-like. The transcript is spliced from 2 exons. Gene Ontology annotation, molecular function: protein binding. The record is from RefSeq and is a predicted model, not a curated record. Lineage: Eukaryota; Metazoa; Porifera; Demospongiae; Suberitida; Halichondriidae. The coding region runs from base 38 to 931 and encodes 297 amino acids.